AUGGCGAAAUUAGCAGAUGAGAAGAGAUAUGUUAAAAAGGUUAACGACAAUGAUUUCGAAAAGAAUAAAAAACGUAAAACACAUUUAUCAGAGGAAGAAAGUUCAGAUGAUGCUAUAAAUCCUAAUUAUACUUCAUCUAUAUUUCUAUUCCGGAAAAUUAACAAUAUACAACAUAUCAUUAACAGUGUUUUUGUUCAGGAUGAUAAUCCAUUGUACGGCCGUGGAACAUUGGGUGUUUUCUCUGGUGUUUACAUCAGUUAUAUGCAAAAUAUUCUUCUUCUUGGUGUAAUCUUUAUUCGCUUGCCAUGGAUUGUUGGUGUUCUAAGCUUAAGUUUAACAGCAUUCUCAAUUUUUCUUGUCUUUACAGCGGUUUUAUUCUCGUCAUUUUCUGUCGCAGCAAUUGCAACAAACGGAAGUGAUCGUCUAUAUGGUGGUCCGUUUACUACAAUUGCCUACAGUUUGGGUAAUCGAGUAGCGCUUGUUGCUGGAGUAAUGCUUUGCUUAGCAAACUGUGGUUUUACUGGAACAUGUUUGACAAUAUGUGCUCAACUAAUUCAACAAUAUAUUUUGAAGCCAACACCAAUGAAGCCACAUUUAGCAAAGCUAGCAUUUGAAAAUGAUCAUAAAGCUAUACGAGAAUUAUAUGAAAAACCAUAUUACAUGCAUCUUACCUUACUUGUUUCUUUUUUGAUUCUCAUAACCCUAUUUAAUAGUUUUGGGAAGCGAAUUCUUAAAUGGAUUUGUUGGAUACCCUUUACAGUUUUCAUCAUUUUACUUGUUGGUAUUUUCAUCUCUGCUAGUACAAAGAUCAUUCAACGGGAUGUCGAAUUGCGAUGCAUUCAUGAACCUAUGGAAUUAAUUCCAAAAGAUCGUUAUUAUGAUCAAGUACCAGUGCUAUUAUAUUUGCCAACAAACUACACAACCGUACCACCAAUUAGUGCAAUAAUUGAUCCAUCCAUUAUGAAACAUUUCUGCGAAUAUCCGUUCUAUACAAUGAAUUGUACUUCCGACAGCGUAAACGAUUGUCAAUUCAGCAAUUUUCGUUUGAAAGCAUUUGAAUGGAAUCUCAAAGUGAUCCAAUCAAAUUUACAGUAUCAUAUCACUGAUACCAAUAAUAUAAAUAAUUUUGAUUGGCGUGAUAUUAUUUACGAUAUAUAUUUCUUUGAAGGCAUUAUCAUCAGUACUAAUGUAAAAUUUGCAUCAGUUACCGGUUGUGCACUUAUUUUAUUACCAUUAUUUACGGGUAGUAUUUGUGGUAUUAAUAUUUCAUCAAUGCUAAAAUCACCAACUAAAAAUAUUCCCACUGGAAUUUUUAGCAGUUUAUUAACGAUGCUUUUUUUGAUAACAAUAUUAGCUUGUUCAUUAGCACUUGGCAUAGAGCGCCAUUUAUUGGUCGAUAAAUAUGGACAUGGAACAUAUCCGAGUUUUCCGAUAAUUUUUACAAUUUCUUCUCCAAUAAUGCUUAUCACCGGUUUAAUGCUUAUGUCAAUUGCUGCUGCAAUUCAAAGCAUGUAUACAGCUAAAAGUUUAUUACUAAGUAUCAUCACCAGUCAUACCAUUCCUCUACCACGAUUUUUCUAUCAACGAACGAGCAAGCGUCGUAAGAUAGUUGCUAUCAUGAUAACUGCCUUCCUCAUUUUGCCAUAUUUAUUUGUUAACAGUUUGGAUUACAUAUCGAUUAUUGCAAGUAGUUGCAUGCUUGUCGCAUUGAUAACAAUUAACAUUGGCACAAUCAUUUGUUCAACACUUAAUUUUCCCAGUUUUUAUCCAACAUUUCGAUUCUUUCGUUCAUUGUUUGCAAUGUUUGGUAUUAUUGCCUGUGCUAUAAUGCUUUAUGGUUGUAAGCCACAAGUUGGUAUGAUAGUAAGUACCAUUGCACUUCUAAUUUAUAUAAUAUUUCCAUUACAUCGAAGACGAUUCCGUCGUGGUACUCCGUAUGCAAUUGUCGUUGAUAUUGCUAAUAUGUUGUUAUAUUCAUCGACUCAAAAGAGCAGUGUCGGAAUGGUGGAAGAAUUUGGUUCAAAGCCUCGUUGCAUUGUUUUUACACGAUUUCCAGCACCAUGCGAUAAUCUUCUACGAAUGGCUAAAAUUUUAUCACAAAAUCGUAGCGCACUUUGUCUAUCACUUAUUCGCGAUACAGGUGAUCAGGAAAAUAUUGGCUCAGAAGAUGUGAGAACAGCACGACAAUAUAUGGAAUAUAUCGAUUUGUCCGGUUAUGCCACUCAAUUUAAGUACCAAAAGAUCAGUUCCCUACAUUCGAUUGCAUCAGCAUUAGCAAGUUGUUGUGGUUUGGGAGUUUUUCAGUCAAAUACUGUUAUGAUCGAAUAUCCAUCAGAAGCAGCUUUAAGCGGUUUACCUGACUCAUUACUUUAUCAUUAUCAUAUGCAUCGUGUUUGUGUUCAGCACUGUAAUUUAGUCGUUGUUAAGGGUAUUUUUCCGCUAAAAAUACCGCCAGUGCAAUCAAACAAAACGAUUGAUAUUUGGUGGAUUAUUGAUAAUGGUGAUGUAUUAUUAAUGGUUGCAAGAAUGUUAAAAAAGCAUAAAAUUUGGUGUAAAGCGAAAUUACGUUUAUUUGUGGUGGUGGAUAUCGAAGAUGACGUUAAAAAAAUUGAAAAAGCCCUUCUCUUAUGGCUAAUUGACAAUCACUAUCUGAUAAACAAAAUUGAAUUUAUACAAGCUGAUUCUCGUAUUAUAUCAGAUUAUGUGCAACUAAGAUCAUUACAAAUAAAACGAAGAUAUUGUAAAAUGAAUAAAAAAUCGUGGUUUACAUAUUUGCAACGACUAGUUGGAAUACCAGAUGGGAUGCCAGCACAAAAUGCUAUAGACAGUGGUUUUCAUGGACUAAUGACAACCUCAAUAAGAAGUAAUUCAUAUAUGAAAACGAGUGAACAACAGCAAAGAGCUCGACAACUGAAUAAGGAGAUUCUGAGACGUAGUUCGGAUGCUGUCCUUGUAUUGAUGAAUAUGCCAGAACCACCCGUACAUUUGGAACGAUUUUGGAAAUAUUUGAAUUUUUUAAACGAUAUGUCUAGUGAAUUGAAAAAGGUGCUAUUUGUUCGAGGCGUUGAUGUACAGUCUAACAUAGAUCUCGAAACAUCAGCUAUGAAAGAGUAG
Brugia malayi is the source of this 3114-nucleotide messenger RNA. RefSeq names its product GH09271p, putative. Gene Ontology annotation, molecular function: potassium:chloride symporter activity. NCBI's taxonomy places the organism in Eukaryota, Metazoa, Nematoda, Chromadorea, Rhabditida, Onchocercidae. The transcript has 22 exons. Gene Ontology annotation, biological process: potassium ion import across plasma membrane; cell volume homeostasis; chloride transmembrane transport. Bases 1 to 3114 code for a protein of 1037 amino acids. The record is from RefSeq and is a predicted model, not a curated record. Gene Ontology annotation, cellular component: membrane.